Symbiodinium natans is the source of this 1608-nucleotide messenger RNA. The record is from the annotation of a GenBank genome assembly. Lineage: Eukaryota; Dinophyceae; Suessiales; Symbiodiniaceae.
AUGGGGGCUCGUGAGAAGGAUGUGUACUUUGCCAAGCUUGCUGAGCAGGCGGAGCGCUACGACGAGAUGGCCGACUACAUGAAGAAGGUGGGCCACGCGGACGCAGAGCUCUCAGUGGAGGAGCGCAACCUGCUGUCCGUGGCCUACAAGAACACCGUGGGAUCUCGCCGUGCUGCCUGGCGCAUUAUCUCCGCAGUUCAGCAGAAGGAAACAAGCAAGGGCAACAGCGAGAACGCCGCCUGGGCCGCGGAGUACUGCACAAAGGUUGCGAAUGAGCUGCAAAAAAUCUGCGACACCAUCCUGGCCCUCUUGAGCGAGAAGCUGAUUGGCAAGGCGAGCAGCGGUGAGUCCAAGGUCUUCUACCACAAGAUGAAGGCUGACUACUACCGCUACAUCGCGGAAUUCCGCGAGGGUGACGAGAAGAAGCAGGCAGCGGACAACGCCAACAAGGCCUACAAGGAGGCAGCCGAGGUUGCGAACAAAGAUCUGGCGGUCACGCAUCCCAUUCGACUUGGCCUGGCACUAAACUACUCCGUGUUCCAGUACGAGGUGAGGAACGAGCCAGAGGAGGCCUGCAAGAUGGCACGCACAGCGUUCGAGGAUGCCAUUGCUGAGCUGGACAAUGUGGCCGAAGACUCCUACAAGGACUCGACGCUCAUCAUGCAGCUGUUGAGGGACAACUUGACGCUGUGGACCUCCGACCAGGCCCCGUACUGCCUUCAAGCCCUAGCGCUCGAACUGCCCGCCGACUUGGCCGAGCGCGCGACGCGGUGCCUGGAGGGGCAAGGAGGCUCUCCUGGUGAUUGCGAGGGGCUGGAGAUAGAGAUUACAUCUGACCAGCAGGCAGGUGCCAGGAAAGGCGUUCCAUCGGGAAGGAGGUGGCGAGUCAAGGUUUGGGGCGAGGAGCUGAAGGGCACGUUGGUGGACCUGCCGUGCUACACCGAGAGCCACAUCCUUCCUCCGAGCUCGACUGACACCAGCACGGGGGUCCUCUACAAGUCUGCAGAGAUCACGCAGAUGCUGAUCGCCCACCGCGAAGAUGAGCUGCCCAACAAGCAAUACUUGGACACAAGCAGCUACGUGUGGAAGUGUGGUUUGACACCUCCUACGCGUCUCAUCACGAAGCGGAGAUUUCGCGGCGUACCUCCACCCGAGUCGAUGUUUUCAGCUACGCACAUCAGAGAAGCCGUUUCGGCCUUGAAGGAUCGGUUGAGCAACGCUCCCUUCACCUACGAGGUCGAAGAGGAGGUGGACGCCGCCUUCAUCGAGCAGCUGCGUAAGGACGACCCCGGGAGCAUCUGGAAUCCUCCUUCGGCAGAAGUUCUGCGAGCUCCGCCAAAGCAGAAGCGGAGGGCAGGCGCCGCAGCCGAGGACGCUGCGACGAGUGAAGGCCCGCAUUCCCAGGUGCCGCAGCGCGCGGGGCGAGGAGGCCGCGCUGGAAGGCGGCAGCCCAGCCUGGGAAGCGCAGGCGGUGCUCCCGGCAAGCGUGCAGCCAGCGAAGGUGGAGGCAGCCGCCCUGGAAAGCGGCCCGCAAGCUUGACCAGCAUAGGAAGUGCCCCAGACAAGCGACCGGCCAGUGAAGGAGAGCGACCGUUGCGCCUGAGCUGA